Molecule: messenger RNA, 993 nt
Organism: Diaporthe citri
Lineage: Eukaryota; Fungi; Ascomycota; Sordariomycetes; Diaporthales; Diaporthaceae
Exons: 2
Coding region: 1-993 (330 amino acids)
Source: RefSeq, a predicted model, not a curated record
AUGUCAUUCCUUACAUAUGCGCGCGACGAGCGCGUGUUGGUGGUGGGCCUCACUGCGGCCUUCGUGGGUGUCGUUGCCACGAUGCGCGUGCUCCUCCAACAAUGGCGCGACGGAACUGAGAUCAAGCCGCAGCAGCCCACGACGCAGUACAUCACACAGGAGACCGAGGACUCCCUCAGACCAAGCACCCUAGAUAUGCUUCUAGGUCAUUACAACUUUGCGAUCCGCGAGGUUGCAGCCAAGAUUGUAUGCGAUAGAGCUGUUAACGACGGCGAGACGAUUGACUAUCUGCUCUGGGGAAUCACACGGCCGGAUUACGACGAGCGCAUGAAGAACCUGCGGACGCUUGCCUUCAUAACAGACCCUCGUAUGAGUUACCACCGCUGUUGUACUGAAAGCCUAUCCAAGCUGAACACCGGGCGCGCUUACUCCGCAUUCGUCCGCUCCCUCGAGCAUUGCCUUGCCGACCGCGCACCGCUGGAGAAGCUUGACGACAGGUGGUUUGAUGAAUACGGGCUUCGCGAUAUGGCCGAGAAGCUCUGCUUCAUGUUCAUCUCGCAGCUCAUGCAGAAGUACGGGCCAGACAAGUUCAUUCAGGCCGGGAUCGUGGAGAAGUGGCUGGCGAAGCAGAACUGGGGCGACAAGCCCGAGGAGAGGGAGCACAACUUCUUCCAGUACAUGUACAAGACGAACAGGAUUGUCGAGAUUAUCCAGAAAAUCCAGCAGAGUGCUAUCGGCCGAGAUGCUUUAGAAAAGGCGGGGCUCAUGCCGAAGACUGUCUCGCAGAGCUUCGACGUCUUCGCGUCGAUACAUAUCGAGACGGAGAUCCUGGAUGGCGACAACGCGGAGCCCACGCCGAGGAACCUGGAACAGAGCCCUGAAGAGCAGAGGAUUAGACAUCGACACCGCGAGGCCAUGGUCUUGAAUGACGGGACAAGGCCACUGGGGCGGUCCGAUAUCAUCGAGAGGGAACAUCACACGCCACCGCCUUGA